Messenger RNA from Rotaria socialis, 7776 nucleotides. Lineage: Eukaryota; Metazoa; Rotifera; Eurotatoria; Philodinida; Philodinidae. The record is from the annotation of a GenBank genome assembly.
AUGUAUUCUUACUUGUCACUGUUGAGUGCUAUUAUCGUAUAUGCAUCUCUUACUGUUCAUGCUGUUUUGGCUCAAAACAGCGUACAGAAUGUAUGUCCAACAAUAGUAGUUGAGACGAAAAAUGGUACUUGCCCGAACGGAACAUCAUUCAAUAUCAUAAGUGAAUAUGAAAAGCCGGCAGGUGAUUGGCGAAUUGAUUUCAAUGACUUACGUGCACAAGGCUUGAACACUCCUGAUCAAGUUCUUAAUUAUAUCGAACAAAGAUCAGCUAGUGGUUCCCCAUGUCUCUAUCAACGCAAAGUAUCAAAAGAUAUUUGCUGCAAUGGAUGGGCAGGUACAUCGUGUAAUGAACCUAUCUGUACGGUCGCUUGUGUUAAUGGUCAAUGCACCGCACCAGAUACAUGUUCAUGUAAUGAUGGUUAUGCUGGCGAAGGAUGUCAAUAUUCUCUGAAUGAUCCUCGUCUGGUUCAAUGCUUUCGUGGAUCCCAGUGUGCGAAUACAUCAAUGAUUAGUAAUGAACUGAUGAGUAUAUCUUAUUGCUGCGGUAGUAAAUCUGGUACUGCUACAAAAAGUGCUGAUAGUGCAUGUACACUAUGUACCGAUACUAAGGCAGACACUACUAAUGUUACUUUACCGCUUGCUCGAACAUUGAAUUAUGCAACAUGUGUUUUAUGGGGUCGCGAUCAUAUUCGAACAUUUGAUGGAUUUCUCUAUGAUUUUCAAGGAUCUUGUCAAUAUAAAUUAACUGGUACAAAUAAUUGGGAAAUCGAUAUUCAAUCUGAGAAUUGUGAUCGAUGGGAAACAUGUAAGAAAACAUUAACUAUCACAUUGGGUGGCUUUCGUGUUGUAGCUGUUGGAAAACGUGUGACUGUUAAUGGCGUUGCACUGAAUUCAACUCAGGGAUAUGUUCAUGGACCACUUACAAUUGAACGUCGUACAGAAGAUUAUACGUACUUACGUUAUUCCGAUGGUGUACGCUGCAAGUGGGAUAAUCAAAUGACUGCUUAUGUAACAGUUGAUCAAACAUAUAUGAAACAAGUAAAAGGUCUUUGUGGAACGUAUACAAACAAUCCUAGCGAUGACCUUGAAUUACCUGAUGGAUCACUGAGUAAUUCUGUUACUAAUUUUGCCAAUGGAUGGCGUUCUGAUAGUGGCUGUGCAUCAAGUGCAGCACCAACUGACCCAUGCAAUACUCCAGCAUUACUUUCUGCAGCUGAAAUAGCUUGUCGACCCAUUCGUGAUCCAUAUGAUUCAUUUAAAGUAUGCAAUCGCAUUAUUAAUGAUACUUUCAUGUUUGCAGCAUGUAAACGUGAUCAUUGCGCAUCAGCCGCAUACGGUAGCGAUGCUCAACAACAAGCACUCUGUGCAGUAUUUGAAGCCAUGGCACGUGACUGCGAAGAUAAUUAUAUUCAUAUUAAUUGGCGACUAUCGAAUCGUUGUCCUAAACCAUGUUUGAAUGAUAAAGUUUAUACGGAAUGUGCAACAUCAUGUCCAGCAACAUGUCAAAAUCAUCGAGAAGGUUUUAUAGAUUCAUUAGAUUGUUCAAAAGAUUGUGCACCGGGCUGUGUUUGUCCAUCGGAUACAGUCAUUGACGUAGGUCGCAAUGGAUCGUGCAUUAAAUCUGAUCAAUGUACUUGUUAUUAUCAUGGAAAAUAUUAUUUACCAAGACAAGCAAUUUCUAUUGAUUGUAAUGAAUGUAUUUGCAAUGUUGGUACAUGGAGUUGUACAAGGAAACAUUGUUCGAAAACAUGUUCAGUGAUUGGUACUAAUCAUAUUCAAACAUUUGAUGGAAAGCAUUAUGCCAGUCGUGGUAGUUGUGAAUAUACUUUGGUUGAAGAAAUCCAUCCAGCUACUGGUCUUUAUGUAGCAUUGGCAAAUCCUGAUAAACCAUCAUCAAUUUCUAAAGAAUUAACUGUUAAAGUUAAUCAAACCUUCGUCUAUGUUCAAGAUAGAAAUAUUUAUAUUAAUGGUCAAGUUCAUCCAACACUACCAUUUAAAAAUGGUCUCAUUACUGUUCAACGUGAAACGAGUGCCUUUUUUGUAAUUCUCGGUCGUGGUUUUCACAUUCAAUUUGAUGGCAUUCGAGUUUACAUUCGUUUAGAUCCAAUAUUUGUUAAUAAUACACGUGGUCUAUGUGGCACCUAUGAUUAUAACAGUCAAAAUGAUUUCUUAACACAUAUAUCCAUUGUUGAAACCAACAUAAAAACAUUUGUUGAUGAUUAUAAAACUGAUAUAGCUUGUGUAACUCCAUCAUACGAACAUCCAUGCCAACAACAUAUUGCUAAUGAGAAACCAGCGCAAGAUAAAUGUGAACUAAUAAGAUCCGACUUAUUUGCUUCGUGUGCAUCGACAGUGAAUCCCUCUCAAUUUGUUGCUAAUUGCGAAUUUGAUCUAUGCUCAAAUACUAACGCACAUUUUCAAAAUAUCUAUUUUUGUGCAGCAGUUGCUGCUUAUGCUCGCGAAUGUCAAUUAGCUAAUGUCACAACUAAUUGGUUCAACGAUGCAAGAAUUCAAAGUGCAUGUCGCGAUGCUCAAUAUGGGCAAUGUUUAGGUGGAGCUGCUUACAGUGAUUGUGCACCGAAAUGUUCACAAACAUGUCAUCAAUUGACAAUAUCAGGGCAGACAUGCUCAGAACGAGAAUGUAUUGCUGGUUGUUCGUGUCCGAGCCAAACAUAUUUAGAUGUAUCGGUUCAAAGUCAACCCCAAUGUGUACCGAAAAGUCAAUGUUCAUGUUAUGAUUCCGAAAGUAAUAGUUAUAUUAAAUCCAGUGGAGUCGCAAAGAGAUCAUGUGGCGAUUGUACAUGUAAUGAUGGAGCAUGGAGUUGUGGAUCUCAAGUCUGCGAAAAACAAGUAGGCUGUCCGGCAAAUCAAGUUUAUGCAGUAAAUGCUUCGUCGUGUCCUAAAACAUGUGACAAUAUGAACACAUGGAAAGAUUGUGGAAUUACAUUUGAAGGUUGUACUUGUCCUGCUGGACAAGUUCUUAGUCAAGAUCUAAAAACGUGUGUUGUUGCUACUACUUGUCCGUGUCGAUAUGCUGGUCAUUUAUAUGGGUCUAAUGAAAUUAUUCGACGAGGUUGUAGUGAAUGCCACUGUUCAGGUGCAACAUGGUCGUGUGUUGAACGUCGAUGUGACGCAACAUGUUCAGGAACGGGUGAUCCACAUUAUUCAACAUUUGAUGGUCUUCGUUAUUCAUAUCAAGGCAAUUGCAAAUAUAUUUUAACGCAAACAAAAGAUCGAGCCUUUCGUGUUAUUACUGAAAAUGUUCAGUGCGGCACAUCAGGUGUAACAUGCGCAAAAAAUAUUGUAAUUAAAUAUAAUAGUGUAACAGUAUCAUUGACGCGUGGUCGUGAACCACUUGUGAAUGAUGUCGAAAUCAAAGAUUUAACAUUAGGCAGACGUGUAUUUGGUGAUGUUGCCUUAAUGAAAUCAGGCUUAUUUGUUUUUGUUAACAGCUCAGAUUUUACGAUUAGAUGGGAUGAAAAAACACGUAUUUAUGUAACUAUACAUGCUCAUUUAAAAGGUCAAAUGGCUGGUUUAUGUGGUGAUUUCAAUGGUGAUUCAAGUAAUGAUUUAAAUACGGCUAAUGGUGUGCCGGGUACGAUUGGAGAAAUGGCUGAUUCUUGGAAAGUUGAACAGACAUGUGUAACUGGACCUUCACCAACAAUGGACUCAUCAGCACCUUGUGCUAAUUUUGAAGCGCGUAGAGAAUGGGCUGAAAAAGAAUGUUAUCCGAUCCUUGAUAAAUCCGAAACAAACCCAUUUUUAUCUUGUAUUAAAAAACUUGAUGAAACUGUUGUGCGAUCAUUUUAUGUUGAAUGUCUUUAUGAUGCUUGCCAUUGUGAUACUGGUGGUGAUUGCGAGUGUUUAUGUACAUCACUUUCGGCAUUUGCUGAAAAAUGUCAAGCAGUUGAUGUUCCUGUUAAAUGGCGUACACAAGAAAAGUGUGCACUGCAAUGUGAAUUUGGAAAAAUUUAUAUGCCAUGUGGACCAAUUUGUCAGCCAACAUGCCGAGAUAUUUAUUCAACUGACAAUUAUAAUUGUGUCGAUUCUGGUUGUCAAGAAGGUUGCUUCUGUCCAGAAGGUGAAGUUAUGGAUGAAACUGGCGCAUGUGUUAUACCAGAAGAAUGUCCAUGUAUUGAUCAAAACUUGGCUUAUCCUGUUGGAUCGAAGAUUAUUCGUAAUUGUGAACAAUGUGAAUGUAUGAAUGGUACAUUCCAUUGUGAACAAUUAGACAAUUGUGUACCGAAAUGUUCUCAACGUGAAUUUACUUGUAAUGCAACAUCAACUUGUAUUCCUCUCGAAUGGGUUUGUGAUAAAACACCAGAUUGUGAAGAUGGUUCCGAUGAACUUCAGUGCAAUUGUACACAUGACGAUUUUAUCUGUUCAACUGGUCAAUGUAUAAAUCCAUCGUAUCGUUGUGAUGGUUUACCACAAUGUCGUGAUGGGUCUGAUGAAUUAAAUUGCAACUAUCCUGUUUUGUGCACCGAAUUUGAAUGUGCCAAUAAACGUUGUAUACCUCUAUCUUGGGUAUGCGAUGGUGCCGUUGAUUGUUCAACUGACGGUCAAGAUCGUUCCGAUGAACGUCAUUGUAAUGGUACGAAAUGCGAUACAGAUAGUGGCCGAGAAACUCUAUGUAAAAAUAUGCCAGGUGGUAAAUGUUUAUCUGUAUCUCAACUAUGUGAUGGUCAUGAUGAUUGCGGCGAUGGAAGUGACGAAGUUAAUUGUACGUGUACAUGUAGUCAGAAUUUAUUUGCAUGCAAAAAUGUAUGCGAAUGUAUUCCGGUAAAUCAAGUAUGUGAUGGUACAAAACAAUGUAAAGAUGGUUCAGAUGAAAACCCAUGUAAAUGCAAUCAAGGUGAAUAUACAUGCACAGGCGGUUUAUGUAUUAAUGCAACAAACCUUUGCGAUGGAAAAAUGAAUUGCCCCAAAGGCGAUGAUGAAUCACAAUUGAAUUGCAAUGUGACAACGGUAGCUACAUCAACUCCAAGUCAAUGGUCAACAGAAGUUACUCCAAUGUUUUCAACUGCCGUGUAUACAACACCAUUUUGUGAUACUGGUCUAUGUCUUGCGUUGAAUGUUGAACGAUGUAUUCCAGUAGAUGAACUUUGUGAUGGAGAAAAGUUCUGUGAUGAUGGAACAGAUGAAAUUCCGAUUUUAUUUCCUGGCUUUGCUGCAUGUCUUCAAACUACAAUGUUACCACCACAUCCAACAACUGGUAUGGUAUGUUCACCGCCCGACCAGAAUAUUUGUGGACUAUGUUUGGCACCAGAAAAAUUCUGUAAUGGUAUUUGUGACUGUAAACAAGGUUGUCUUGAUGAAGCGGAUUGCACUCCGUGCACGUUGAAAUGUAAGGGAUCAGAUGCCUGUAUUACACCGAAACAACUUUGUAAUAGAAAAUGUGAUUGUGUUGAAACAUGUUCGGAUGAAGAAGAUUGUAUUAUGCCAACUCCACCACCGUGUACAGAAUUUAUAUGCGAUGUAAAUUCUGUUAAUCCAAUUGGUAAAUGUUUGAAUCAUACACAUGUUUGCGAUGGUUAUCCUGAUUGUGUUGAUAAAACUGAUGAAGGCAAAGAUCAUUGUAAUUAUACAACAACGAAGAAAACAUCCCACGUAACGUCAGAAGUUUCUGGCGCAACAACCGUUUCGGAAGUUUGUACCAAUGCAUCAGCAGCCUAUCAAGCAUUUUCAUUGAAUUCUCCAUUGAUAUUAACCGUUUCAUCUCCACAAAUACCAGAGUUGACAGCAACUCGUGAAAUAUCACCGACACAUCCUCUAACUGUCAUAGGAACAAAAGAGGUUUAUAUGACUAUUUACUUUACAUCAGUGUAUGAAGUCAUGGAAAUAAAUCUAAGUGCAACACACAGAUUACGAUACUUCGCUGCUCGUACUGAUGAUGAACAUCCAUCCAUAAAUGGUGUUAUAGAACCAUCAUCAACUGAUACAAAUGUACAGUAUGUAAUCCAUGUUGUUCCACCAUCAACACAGCUCACUAAAGUAGUCUCACUUACCAUUAUCACAAGUGUAACAACUGAUAUUAAAUCAAUACAAAUUAAAGCUUGUACAGCAUUCACUGCUACAUCAACAGGUCCAACAGAAACAACACCACAUCGAUGUGAGGAUGAAAUGGGCCUUCGAAAUGGUUUUAUUCCAACAAGUGAUAUAUAUGCAUCGUCAUAUAAAGAAGCGAGCAACAUUCUUGAUACAAUUCGUUUGGGUAAUGCAAAGUAUUGGGUUGCUGCUAGCGAUGAUCUAACUCCAUGGAUUGAAAUUCGUUUUUCACCAAAUAAUACUAAAACUUUAACUGGCUUUCAAAUUCGUGGUGAAAUAACAGAAAUUAACGUUCAAUAUGAUACGCUAACUGCCGAGAAUAUUGAUUAUACCCAUAAUCCUAUAAGACGAAUCGCACCAUCGGCAUCAGCUAUAAGUACAAUAUUUUUUGUUGAGCCACUCAUUGAUGUGACUCGUAUUCGAUUUAAUUUCAAUCGAGUUCUAAGCAAUACUGUAAUUAUGGAACAAAUUGAAUUGCUGGGUUGUGCAGAAGGUUCAACAGUAUUUUCGACAACUUCAGGAACGGCACCAUCUGGUUCAGCGGCCUCAAGCACAGCCCGGGGUCCAACUGAAACUACACCGCCGCAUGUUUGUAGAAGUGAAAACAUUCUUAGUAAUACUAUUAAUGGCAAAGAUGUUCGAGUAAUGUUCAAUAAUAAAGUUGUAACAGACAAUACGAAAGAAAAUGGUGCAGGUAUUGAUGUGGAUAAGAAUGAAUAUAUCACAAUAUAUUUUUCAAAAAUACAAACCGUUGAUUCUGUUGUUAUUCUACCUAAUUCAAACGUCCAAUCGUAUUCCAUUUCAUAUACAAAACCAAAUGGAGAUGAAUAUAUCUUAGUAGAAAAUCAGGAAAAUUCAGAAACGAAAUUUCAUCUAAUUGAAACACAAACAAUUAAAAUAUUACCAAGGACUAAAAUAAGAAAUAACUUAUAUUAUCAUAUACGUUUAGCAAUUUAUGUCUGUGAAGCAUUAACAACUACUGCGACAGGUACACCACAGUCUAUGCCCACUGAAAGUUUUACUAGUAGGAAGAUACCAUUAUCCACUUUCACAGGUGCCACAGAAACUAGUGAAGGUGAAACAGUAGAAAUAGCAGGUCCUGAAAUAACACCAACAACACAUUUCUUUACUCCAACAUUCGAAACGAGUCAAACGGGUUCAACGUUUUAUAUACCAACUACAGCUCGUUCUCCACGAUCGACAGGUUUUACAGCUACUCACACUAGCACAACGCAUAUAUGUACACUGCAAGAAGGUAUGGAUAAACCUCAAUAUUUGCUAGAGCCUGUACUUAACGGCGCUCAUUUCCCACGAUCACCAAAUAUUAGUCCCAAUGGCGAAGGUGUUACAUUUACAUCACAAACUGCUGAAAUAGCAAUUGAACUGGCUCCAUUCAUUACACCAAUAAUUGAAUAUUUAUCGAUUGCAAAUACAACAAUUACUAACGUUGAUCAACUAUAUGUUACAAUCAUUGCAUCAAGUGGUUCAACUAUUCGAACGCUCAAUUCAUCCGUUGGUAAUACUGUUGUCACUGGUUUUCCGGAUAUUCCAUUACCAGUUGGCUCCACAUUGCUGAUUACAUUUGGCACAAAUGACCAAAAACCACCCAGUGCGGUUACAUUAUCGAUCCAAGCUUGUUUCCAUCCAGAACUAAUAACAACUACAUCAGGUUAUUCAACUACUAGAAGUGAGUGUUUUAAAGCUAAUUUUUGUAGAUCUUUUCAUUAG